Amyelois transitella is the source of this 1794-nucleotide messenger RNA. It is a transcript of the gene Elp3, whose product is annotated as elongator complex protein 3. Lineage: Eukaryota; Metazoa; Arthropoda; Insecta; Lepidoptera; Pyralidae. The coding region runs from base 96 to 1763 and encodes 555 amino acids. Gene Ontology annotation, biological process: tRNA wobble base 5-methoxycarbonylmethyl-2-thiouridinylation. Gene Ontology annotation, molecular function: acyltransferase activity, transferring groups other than amino-acyl groups; iron-sulfur cluster binding. The transcript has 7 exons. Gene Ontology annotation, cellular component: elongator holoenzyme complex; nucleus; cytoplasm. The record is from RefSeq and is a predicted model, not a curated record.
GUGUUGAACUGUUGAUUUUGUCAAUCAAUAUACGCUACACAAUUUCCUGAGUCGUAUUGCAUUUUUUAAAAUAAAAUAUAAAAAAAAUCUAAAUAAUGACGAAAAAGAAGCCGCUACCAAACUUGUCCAAGGAGGAGAAGAUGGUGAUAGUGAUAUCCGAGAUCAUUCAAGAGUUGUUGACUGCUCAUCGCAUUGGCAAGGAUGUUAACCUCAACAAAAUGAAGACGAGGAUUUCAUCAAAAUAUGGGAUGAGCACGUCUCCUAGGCUCGUGGAUAUCAUCGCGGCUGUCCCUUCAGAUGCCAAAAGUAUCUUGUUGCCGAAAUUGAAAGCGAAACCUAUUCGUACAGCUUCGGGUAUUGCAGUAGUCGCGGUUAUGUGCAAACCACACAGAUGUCCGCAUAUAAACUUCACUGGAAACAUCUGUGUCUAUUGCCCUGGUGGACCGGAUUCCGAUUUUGAAUAUUCAACCCAGAGUUAUACAGGCUAUGAGCCAACAUCUAUGAGGGCUAUUCGCGCGCGCUAUAAUCCGUAUCUUCAAACCCGUCAUAGAGUUGAACAGCUGAAGCAAUUGGGACACAGUGUGGAUAAAGUUGAGUUCAUCGUGAUGGGAGGCACGUUUAUGAGCCUACCUGAAGAUUAUAGAGAUUAUUUUAUAAGGAAUCUACACGAUGCACUCUCAGGUCACACGUCAAGCUGUGUUGCAGAGGCAGUGAAAUAUUCUGAGAGAGCCAAGACCAAGUGUAUUGGUAUCACAAUCGAGACUCGACCUGACUACUGCCUUCAGAGGCAUAUGAGUGACAUGCUUAAUUACGGAUGCACCAGAUUAGAAAUUGGAGUGCAGUCUGUAUAUGAGGAUAUUGCAAGGGACACAAACAGAGGUCACACAGUCAAAGCUGUUUGUGAGAACUUCAAUUUAGCUAAGGAUGCUGGCUAUAAGAUAGUUGCACACAUGAUGCCUGAUCUUCCUAAUGUGGAUUUUGAGAGAGAUGUGGAACAGUUUAUAGAGUUCUUUGAGAACCCCGCUUUUCGGGCAGAUGGUCUUAAAAUAUACCCAACUUUGGUGAUCAGAGGCACAGGCCUUUAUGAGCUGUGGAAGACGGGAAGGUACAGGAGUUACCCACCAUCAACCUUGGUUGAUUUGAUUGCGAAAGUGUUGGCCUUGGUGCCACCGUGGACUAGGGUUUACAGAGUACAAAGGGACAUUCCCAUGCCUCUAGUUUCGUCUGGGGUGGAACAUGGCAACCUUAGGGAGUUAGCGUUAGCUCGCAUGGCAGACCUGGGCACGGACUGCAGGGACGUCAGAACUAGGGAAGUUGGCAUACAAGAGAUACACAACAGGGUGCGCCCUUAUGAGGUAGAACUGAUAAGACGCGAUUAUGUCGCUAACGGAGGUUGGGAGACGUUCCUAUCCUACGAAGAUCCUGACCAGGACAUUCUGGUGGGUUUGCUCAGACUGAGGAAGUGUGCCGAGGACACUUACAGGCCGGAGUUGAAACCCGGGCCCGAUGCAAACUUCAAACAGUGCAGCAUAGUGCGGGAGCUCCACGUGUACGGAUCUGUUGUGCCUGUGAACGCCCGUGAUCCCACAAAAUUCCAACACCAAGGCUUCGGCAUGUUGCUAAUGGAGGAAGCGGAGAGGAUUGCUCGCGAGGAACACGGGUCAGACAAGAUGGCGGUCAUAUCCGGUGUCGGCACUAGGAAUUAUUACGCCAAGAUCGGUUACCAUCUUGAGGGACCUUAUAUGGUCAAAAUGCUGAUCUGAGAUUUUGUAAAUAAAUGUGUAUAUUGUGUGU